This is a messenger RNA of Trifolium pratense (red clover), 2333 nucleotides long. Its product is annotated as kinetochore-associated protein KNL-2 homolog. The transcript has 10 exons. The coding region runs from base 182 to 1693 and encodes 503 amino acids. Lineage: Eukaryota; Viridiplantae; Streptophyta; Magnoliopsida; Fabales; Fabaceae. The record is from RefSeq and is a predicted model, not a curated record.
GUGAGACAGUAGUGACUGAUGCCUCAAAAAGAAAAGAAAAAGUAUCAGAGGGAAAACAACGGUAGUUCACCGUCAACAACUUUCUCUCUUCCGCGAAGGCCCAGCCACCGUGCCGCUCUGACGCUACCACCACCGUUCUAAAGUUCCUGGAUUUGCAACUGGUUGUGCAACCUCAAUCUCAAUGGCUGACUCCAGUCCAACUGCAUCUACUUCUAAUGGCACCCCCACAUAUUCUUGUUUCCAACGAACGGUUACUCUAUACGAUUGGUGGCUUGUUAAAUCUCAAAAAGACUUCCAAGGGAAGUGUGUAGCCAUCUCUGGCAUCUCUUCCAGAAAGGAAGAAGCGGUCCGUAUAUUCAAUUCUGCUCCUAUUAUCAAAAGAUAUGAUGAGUUUUCCCUUGAGACUGCCGAUGGUAUAUAUGUUCUCAUCAGGGGUUUCAUCCACAAGCAACACACGCUGGAUAAUGGUUUUACUUCCGAGAUUUUCAAGAGUUUUUUAUUCGGCUUUCCUCAAAACUGGGAAAGUUGUGCUCUAGGUUGCUUCAGAGAAGAAGCAGAAGUUGGUGCUUAUUCGGUCAAUGUUGUUAUGGAUAAUGUAUCUGCAGGUUUUGAAGAAAUCUCGGCUGACGGUGAGGAAAAAUCCAUUCCUACUUCGUUGAUAUUGCCUGAAGAGGCCCCAGAAAAUUGCAAGACACCAUUCCUUGGAGAUGGAUGCAAAGUCUCAAAGGGGUUGAGUGGGAUAGAUGUUGCUUGUGGUAGGGGUGGAAAUAGGCGUAGUAGCAGGUUGCAUAAUAUUAAUGCGUAUCAGCGGAAGAAGCAUAAGAAGCAGCAUGCAUCUAGAAGUCCUCUCAAGUGUCCCGAUGAAGAACCGAGCUAUACCUCCAAGGCCAUGGAAAAUUGUAAUUCGGAUACUGCUGUGCUUGAUAAUGUAUCAGCAAAUCUUCUAGAAAUCCCAUCUGAUGCCGUGGAAAAUUCUUUCCCUACGUCUUUGGUAACCUCGGAAAAGGCCAUGGAAGAUUGCAAUAAGUUAUUCCUUGAAGAUGAACACGAUAUGUCAAUUAAGACGGGUGAGGUCAAUGUUGUUCAUGGUAGUGGUGCGAAUAGACGUAGUGCCCGGUUGCAUAAUGUUAAACUCUACCAGAAGAAGCAACCUGCUAUUGGAGGUCCUGCAACACAUCCUGAUAAAGACCAGACCUCUGCCUCAGCUGCUUUGGAGAAGAGUGAUGGAAGGUCGGAAACUCUAUCAACACAAUCACAAAAGGGAAUAGUAAACACAUUAUCUGGGCAGGUCUCUAAUAAAUCCAGAUCCAGAAUUUCCAAAACUCCUUCAGCAAAAACUGAAGGAUGUUAUAAGAAAAAAAGGGUGACGGUUGAAAGAGAAGCAGUCCGGCCUAAGAGAAAAAUUAUUAAAUCCGCAUCUUCUGUAAAAUCUCCACAAGGAAGUGAUGUUAGUCCACUGAACAAGGGAAGUAAACAGAGAUUAUCCACAAUGUCUCCGGAGUCCUUGAGUCUCAAAAAAUCUAGAUCUGGUAGGUUACUUAUACCUCCCUUGGAGUGUUGGCGCAAUCAAAUACCUAUUUUUAAUAGGGACCAUGAAAUUACUGGAAUUCAGGAAGGCUCGUCUUUGAUAUCACCUUUUAGAGGCAUUUCACCAUCAUUGGGCAGGCCAACUAACCUAAAUAGUUCUCACUAACAAACACCCAAUUGAGGUUCCGGAGAAGGAUAGGAUUAGCCCAAGUUAUUCAGAAUAUUUCUUUAUGUUAUUUGUGAAGGAGAUCACUGGUUUCUUUAGAUUUCUUUUACAAUUUGAUCAUCAUUGUUGUUGCUUAUUUGGUAAUAGUAAUUGUUUACUGGGGAAUGUCUGAGCUGGAGAAAUAGAAGUCUAAUCCACCGGCUGCAUUAUUUAAUCUUCGGAAUAGAUGUUCUUCUAAUUUUGACAUGAUACUUUGCACACCUAUCUUGAAUCGUUGUCCUAAUUUUAUUGUUGACUUCAGUAAGUUAAGAGUAUAAUAAGUCAAAGUUGUAUUCUGAAACAUGCAGGCUCAUGAUCAAGUUAAUAGAUCCAAAUCCAAAGUUAGAAUAGUAAUUGUCUUAUAUGAAUUAAAUAUCUAAUCUUAAUCAAGUGUCUGCAUGUUUUGUAAUAUAUGGGUAAUUAACUAUAGCUUCAAUGCUGGCUCGAACGAAAUCUCCACCACCUGGAGAGGAAAACAAAUCAGUGCCUUAACGUGAAUAAAGUUGUGCAUUGAACAAAAUAAUUUAGGCUACUCCAACAUGUCAAAGCAUCAGUUGCACCAAGCCUGUUUCUCCUUUUCGAAUGCACUACCCGCAGUUUA